Talaromyces marneffei is the source of this 1623-nucleotide messenger RNA. RefSeq lists its product as uncharacterized. Bases 1 to 1623 code for a protein of 540 amino acids. The transcript is spliced from 4 exons. The record is from RefSeq and is a predicted model, not a curated record. NCBI's taxonomy places the organism in Eukaryota, Fungi, Ascomycota, Eurotiomycetes, Eurotiales, Trichocomaceae.
AUGCCGCAAUCCAACAAUCAAGCUCAACAAGCAACACCGCCCACGCCUACCAACAACAGCACACCGCAAACAUUCGACAAAAUUCCCGACGUCGAUCCAAAGACAGGGCUUCAUGAGAAGAGUAAUGCACCGACUCUCAAGAAUCGGGCCGAGUCCGACCUCACAGUUUCGCAUGGAAUUCUAAGACAAUCUUCACCUUCAAACGCAAACAAACCACUCGAAGCCGGAACACAGAAAUGCAACCUUCCACCAGAGAAGGUGUUUUCAAUACAAUUAGGAUCGGAGCUAUUUCGGUUAUCGGGAGCUUCAAUUGCCUCUGACGCACCGUCAUACUUUUCCUCUUUUUUUGAAGAGCAACUUCAACAAACAGAUCAGAAUGGAACCAUUCGCACACUUUAUAUUGACCGGGAUCCGGUGAUCUUUCGCGAGAUUUGUAGGCAUUUGCAAGGAUACCAUGUCCAGCCACGAACCGGCGAAGAAUUCGUGAGACUAUAUCUUGAUGCGCAGUUUUACAGUUUACCCCGACUCAUCGGACAGCUCUUCGAAUCCGACGUCUUCUUCCAAAUCGGCGAACGAGAUUUUAGAGUACCCAAAGACAUCUUCUCGGCACCCGGGGACUCACCGAAUUUCUUCACGCUCGGAUUCAAUAUUCAUUUUUCAGCCCCUCCUUUGAUGCUACCGGGACUAGAGAAAACGGGCCUAUUGCGACCCCCUUCGAUCAUCCCUCCUAGUGUCCCGAAUCGAUCAGCGGAAGUUUUUGCGCAGUUAAUACACAUUCUAAGAGGGUAUCCGGUGGAUAUCAAGAGCGAAAGCCACCGAGCCGAACUCCUUCGCGACUGUCGAUAUCUCCAUCUGCGUGGCGUGGAGCAGAAACUCAUUCCUCAUGAAAUCAGUUACAAUCCUGAACGGGAUUGCAGCGAGAUCGUCAUCCGGCUAGAAGAUAUCCGUCAAUCUGGUGUUCAGUUUGUAGCUGACGGAUCGCUCGUUGACGGAUCUACCUCCUCCGGCUGGGUAUAUUAUGCGCGACCAUUCGUGGACGAUAAGCCAUGCGAAUUGAUAGUUGAAAUCGGAGGCCAAGGCACAGUGAUUGAUCUGGAAUCAAUGCGCGCCGAAUUCCGUGGCCUGACAAAGGCCCGUGUGAGCAGUCUUGUGCAAGUGAUUGCCAACAAACUGAAUCUACCCAACAAAGCGCCACUGGGCUUGAUGAUGAUGAUGGCCGGUGGCGGGUCGAGAAAUACAACCGCUAGUCCAGGCCGUUCACCGCUCAGCGAAGAUCGACCAAAAGUCCAUCUCGGAUCAGAUGCGGAUAUCACGAUUGACGGCGAAUGCUACUACGUCAAACCUGGUGGCUCCACGGGCUUCAACCUGGAGAAAUGCAGCAGCGCUACAACUCCUAGCAACGGGAUAUCUGCUGGACCACCCGUGAAACGGAAACGGGAGGAAGAAAAUGGUCCUAGUGGCAGUCCGCCGCAAGGGCGAUGGAUGGUACAUAAUGGGCAAUGGCGGUUACGGGUUCAACCCGAUGGGUUCAGCAGUCGGCUUGAGAUUAUAUUUACGGCUGUUAAGCUGGAGGUAUUUACGAAUCAGAGAGCGCGGAAUCGGAAGAGAGGAUUUUUAGGAUAG